Symbiodinium pilosum is the source of this 1620-nucleotide messenger RNA. Lineage: Eukaryota; Dinophyceae; Suessiales; Symbiodiniaceae. The record is from the annotation of a GenBank genome assembly.
AUGCCUCCAAAGCAGAGGGGCGACUUUGUUUGCUCGGUGUGCGGCUUCAGAUGCCGCUACGAUUUCUUUGGCAAGGAUCCGCCGUUCGGACACAAAGCUGUGAGGUGGGUGGAGGACAUCUUUGCCCUGCAGAACCCGUCUUCUGCUGAAUACGGGUCCGUUCAGACCAUCUGUUUGGGAGCGCUGUGCAGUGCUUGCUCUGCUCCAGUCUGCGUCGAUGACAAGUGUUCUCUGUUUUACAAGCUCCGUUUCUGCAGAGCGUGUGCGCGACAGGCAGAGGGCAGCUUCCCUCCUGAGGUAGCUGAAGGGCUCUCCAAGGAUUUACGCAAGAUAUUGCCAGCGGAGGCUGCGACGAGGUGCUCACGUUUGCAGGUGUUGCUCGACAGCUUGGCUGGGUCGGCUGCCAGGCUGACUUUGGGUGGAGACAAAGCAGCCUCGGCGACGUACUUUGCUGUCUACGGAUUCGGAUUUCUAGGCCAAGCCUCAUACAUUUUGGUCCUGGGGCAGUGCCUGCAGGGAGUUUUCUUCCAAAGCGCUCUUUGCCUACCUUGGGCAACAGCACUUUCCUGCCUUCUGUGCCUGCCUAUUGGAGUGUCAGUGAGACACCUGUCAGAUUCAGUGAUCCUAUGUUUCAUCAACCUGUUCCUCAUUCUGGCGGUACUUGCCAUUGUGAUGGCGAAAAUGUACUUUGAGGGGCGAGCUUCGCAGGUCAAUACCUUUGCUUUUGCAGAAGAUCUCACCUUCUGGAGUGUAUUUGGAGCCGCUUCUAACGUGGUCUACUCCUACGCAGGCCACUGGCUGUAUUUCGAGCUGAUGGCAGACAUGCAGACGCCGGAGCACUUCCCUUUGGUCUUUCUCAUCAAUGCUCCGCUCCAGGUGUUUCUCUACUUGCUUGUGGCCUGUUGGGGCUAUCACUUCGCUGGUGAUCAGGCCCAAGGCUACUUCCUGGACAACUUGCCCGAUGGAGAACCUUAUCGUUGGGCGUCCAUUCUACUGUUCGCGCACGUGGCCAUCGCAUUUCUGGUGAAGAACGUGGUGAUCUCACGUGCGCUUCACAUGUGGCUUUCUCCCAACAGAGCAGACGUGGGACUUCGUGAGCCGGGUGGUGUCCGAUCUCAGGCAGAGUUUGCGGGUUGCGUGGUAUGCAUUUUCAUUUCUGCCUGGGCCAUUGCAAAUUCCAUUCCGUUUUUCUCGGACCUCCUUGCGUUGAUAGGGAGCGUGCUAAGUGGACCGACCUCCUUCCUGUUGCCAAUUGCAUUCUGGCUCGGUGCCAGGAGAGUCCAGGCUGGUGACUCGCGGAUACCGAUGAGAUCAGGCGAAUGCCAGAUGGGCGAAGUACAGGCUAACCGCCCGCGUGAGCGGAUGGCGUGUGAAGUCUCACCUACGUCGAACGUGUCGGUUGGCAGCAGCCGCAUAGCGUUGAGCUGGAUGGAUGUGUUGGCUUGCACAGCAAUUGCAGCGUUCAUUGUCAUUACAAUGGGCCUGGGCACCAGCCAUACCCUCAACGACAUCGCUCACAAUAUCCGUACUUACGGCCGACCGUUUGACUGCCAAGCUCGUCACGCUCGUGGUGGCACAUUGUCUGAGACACUGGCAAGGUGGCUUAUCCUGCUGACGUGA